CCCACUAACACGGUAAUAUUUAGGCCGGCGCCAGUCAUCGAUUUGGUUCCUAUUCCGAAACGGGUCAAAUUAGAAUCUAAGGAACCAAAGAUUUAUGAUGAUUAUUUAACCGCAAAAACCUCUCUCGACAAAGAGUUUGGUUCAAAGAAAGUUAAAUCACGGAUCGUUGCGCGGGAGAGGAGUCAAAUUGAUCCGUCGAGUAUAAAAAACGUUGAUAAAUUCGUUUCGAACAUUAAAGAAGCGGUCAAAACUCUUCCAACUAGUGAUAAUAUUAAGGCCCUUAUUGAAGAAACUCGUCCAAUACCUCCACACAACAUUAACGCAACCGGUGUUAACGAGGUGUAUAAGUUAGACGACGUAGUUCCACCUUCCGAAUUCAAUGCGAUUCCGAUUUCUUCGCUCUUGCGUGCAAAAACGGAAUCUGAAAGACUGGAAUUAUUACCGUUUAAAACUUCGAGAUUUGUCAACUCACGUCUCUUUCCUUCUCUGAACAUCAAGAAA
Acaulospora morrowiae is the source of this 501-nucleotide messenger RNA. NCBI's taxonomy places the organism in Eukaryota, Fungi, Glomeromycota, Glomeromycetes, Diversisporales, Acaulosporaceae. The record is from the annotation of a GenBank genome assembly.